CUCCUCAGUGAGCUCUUCCCUGUACUCUCCCUUCUCCUCCUUUGUUUCAAUAUUUAAUUGCAUUUAUUUUGGAAUUACUAGGCAACCCACCCCCAGAUGUAUAAUUUAAAGGUGAUGUGCUUGCAGUGAGAUUUUCAGGAUCUACUCACCAGAGCACCAUCAUGUGAUACUGGGAUAAGGUGGAGUUUGGCUUUAAGGGGGAGUCUCCAACCUUCCUGACAAAUCUUUAGGAUCUCAACUAGAGGAAUACCAGAGGAUCGUUUUCCUACUCCUUCUUCUCCGUUCAGCCUCCUGAGCCAAACCCUGAACACACCAAAGACGGAGAGAGCAUUUACAAGGAGGAGCCAGAGCUGCUAGUGCAUCCCCAGCUCGCUGGCUCUGCCCCAGAGAGGAGGCAGCCGCAGCUUCCAUCCCCAGCACACAGCUGCUUAAAAGAGUGUCUGCCACCAGUAAGAGACAAAGCCCUACUAGCUGAGAUUCAGGUGUUCAGAGUUCCUGAUUUGCCUUUGACUCAGUGCCAGUGAUGCUGUGUGCACUCAGCCGCUCAACAUCAAGUGUAUGUAUUAGGUGGUGCGAGGGAGAUGCGGAGCAGCUUUGGCCUCGGGUCUCCUGACCAGAUGAUGGGCCCGUUUUGAAGCCCAGGGGAGGUUUGGAUGAAAGUGGCGUCAGCAACUGUGAACGACUUAGAGAGGGUUGGAAACAACAUGAAUACUUCAAAUCUUGCUCCUCUGGGAAAUAUUUCCAGUCACUUGAAUUUUUCAGAGAAGAACUCGCAGGUGUUGCAGUUUGAGGAUGAGGAUUGCCAUGUGCCUUUGGCCAUGGUCUUCACUUUGGCCUUGGCUUACGGAACUGUGAUAAUUCUGGGAGUCUCUGGCAAUCUGGCCUUGAUUGUCAUUAUUUUAAAACAAAAGGAGAUGCGCAAUGUUACCAACAUCCUCAUUGUCAACCUCUCCUUCUCUGAUCUUCUAGUGACCAUCAUGUGUCUUCCCUUUACCUUUGUGUAUACUUUAAUGGACCAUUGGAUUUUUGGGGAGGCCAUGUGCAAAUUGAAUCCUUUCGUGCAGUGUGCCUCAAUCACCGUCUCGGUCUUUUCUUUAGUCCUCAUUGCCAUCGAACGCCAUCAGCUGAUCAUCAAUCCCCGUGGCUGGAGGCCGAACAACAGACAUGCCUACCUGGGGAUUGCUGCCAUAUGGAUUUUAGCUGCAGCUUCCUCUCUGCCGUUCCUGAUCUACCAUGUGUUAACAGAUGAACCUUUCAGAAACAUAACAUUUGAUGAAUAUAAGGACAAAUAUGUGUGUUUGGACCUGUUUCCAUUGGACUCUGCCAGGCUUUCUUAUACCACAACGCUAUUGGUGAUUCAGUACCUUGGACCACUUUGUUUUAUAUUUGUGUGCUACUUAAAGAUAUACAUACGAUUAAAAAAAAGGAACAACAUGAUGGACAAGAUGAGGGACAGUAAGUACAGAUCCUCUGAAACCAAAAGGAUCAACAUCAUGCUGAUCUCAAUAGUGGUCGCAUUUGCAGUUUGCUGGCUGCCUCUCACGAUCUUCAAUAUUGUGUUUGAUUGGAAUCAUGAGAUUCUGCCUGUUGCUACCUGCAGCCACAACCUUUUGUUCCUGAUUUGCCACCUCACCGCCAUGAUCUCUACCUGUGUGAACCCUAUCUUUUAUGGGUUUCUCAAUAAGAACUUCCAAAGGGACUUGCAGUUUUUAUUUCAUUUUUGUCAUUUCCGCUCCCGUGAGGAGGAUUAUGAGACCAUAGCUAUGUCCACCAUGCACACAGAUGUUUCAAAAACCUCUUUGAAGCAGGCAAGCCCAGUCGCAUUUAAAAAAAUAAAUAAUGAAGAUGACGACAAAAUAUAAAGAAGUAAUAAAAAUUCUACACCAACCUGCUAGAAGUGUGAUCACAGGCGAAGCGUGUCCAAGGACAAACACAAUUACAUAACAAGUAUGAAAUGGGGAAUGUUUUUCUGCUUUUUUACAAGGAACUUUGAUUGUUGUCCCUUUGAAAUUAUACGCUGUGCAUUUUUGCCCCUUUUAGUGCUUUAAUGUUCACAGCAGUUAUGUCUGAAUCUUAUUAUAAGAUGUAGUUGGACCUGCUACUAUGUAUGGUUUUCAUCAGUUGUCUUUUGUUCUGUUUUCUUUGUACACAAAGAUACAUUUACCACAAAGAUACAUUUAUUGAUAUUUUUCAAAGAAGUUGUGUUUGGGAGUGUCCAUCUAAGACCAUUAGAAACAACAUGAACUGCAGGAAAGCUGUCACAACAGAGGACACCCGUCCCAGCAUAAAAUUAGGGCAUUCUGAUCUGGGGAAUUAUUAUUAUUUUUCUUUUAAUCUCGCUUUUGGUCGAUGUUAAAAUCCUGUAAAAUCAGUGUAGGCACACAGAAAAUGAUUCUGUGAAACCUGUAGAAUAUGUUAAAUGGGGACAUGCACUUUGUCUCAUUCAUAGAGGCAAUUCAAGCUGUAAUCACUUAGGUUCAAAGACAGGAUUAAGAGUGAAAUUCUGUUCUCAUUUGUGAGAAUAAAACCCUACAGUAAUUCCACAGAGCACAAUGGGAUAACUCUGAUGUUUCACCACAGCAAAUGAAAGCACAAUUGGGCGUUCAAUCCCAACUGAUUAUAGCUGAUUUUAAUAACACAAGCUUUUUAAUUUAAAAAACUUAAAUCCCAUUUUCAUCUGCCAUUGCUGACAGGAAAUGUUGCUGGCGUGAAAUGUGUUAUACUCUCUGUCCCAAGGCUAUGAACUAUGUAAAUUCUUCUUGAGACCUACGUCCAGAAUCUAGAGGGAGAUGGAGCUGUUCACUCUCUGUACAAGGUAUAAUUACAUCCUCACAGGUGACAGUGAAAAAUCAGGUCUGGUAUUGAAAAAAUAAGCUUUAGCUAUGUGAGUCUUUUCAUAAUAAUUAGUGCUCAUCUAUAUAAAUUAUGUAUAGUCUUAUAAUAGUCUGUGUUCAGAUGCAAUGAUAUAGACCUGGAUUAUCUCCAAGACAAUGGAUCUGCAAAAUUAAAAGGAGGAUAUGGAUAUAGUUUGGGUGUAGUUGGUAUGUUUAGCUUCAAAACCCAUAGUUUCCACAGUUAGUUGAAGUAUGGAAAUAUUUGCCCAAUAUACACAGCAGAGCUUUGUGUGUUAAUGCUUAAAAUAUAUAUCUUCUAAUUACAGAAAAUAUGCAUGACUAGAUCCCCAGCUGAGGGAAACCCACAUAACUUGACUGCUGUAAAUGAAACUACAACAAUAUCAGCCAGCUGAGGUUCUGUGUCAUGCAGUGUACUUUGCUGUAUAAUCAAUGCAUUUUUUUAAUAAUUAGCUUUUUAAAAAACAAUAUGGACUGUACUUUCUUUUGACAAGGUCAUUUUAAACCAUUCUGGCAGAGCAGAGGUUUUUCAAAUGGAUAUAAAUGUAAAUGGAAAUCUGACCUGGUAUAUUGCUAAGCAAAAUUAUCUCAGGAUGUGAUGAUGAAUUUAAUAUACCUAAGAAAUGAAAAUUAUUUGGUUUGCCAGUAUUUAGAAGUCCAAAACUGUGCCUUGUGCUGUCUUAUAAAUAGUGUAGAAUAUUAAAGUAGCAAUUUGUUCUUGUGCAUUAUGGUUCCACGUAUUUCUCUACUGGCAGAUAAUUUAAUUAAAAAGAAUGUUUCUGUGGUUGAGAAAAGAGAAGAAAUGUAGAAAAUAAACUCUAAGAACUUUCAGAGCAUUGCCCUUUUGUAUUUUAUGAGGUUUACCUUUUCUUUGUGUUUCUCUAUGGAGUAUGUUGCUCAUAAUUUGGCAAGAGGCUUCUGAAAUUAUUCCCCUGUCAUUUUAUGAUAAUUUUCAUAUGUUAAAGGAUGUGUGAUUUCACAAAGGGGUACAAUGUAGAAACCUAGCUAUGUUUUUCUGUUAAGGAUGUAACAGUGGGUUUUUCACAUUAGAAAAAAAAAUCACCCCGAAAGUUAUGCUUUUUUCCCAUUUUUUGAAAAAAGCACUUUCUUCAAAUCCAAUGGAAGAAGAAAAUAGAAUUACUUGAAAAAGUUACCAGAUAUUGUGCUGGAAAUUUUUUAUCAGGCUGAAAUAAGUGUUUAUACAGAAUAGAUGUGUGAGGAUCUUUAGAGGAACCUGCUGGCUGGCACAUUGUCACACAAAUAGCAGAAGGGAUGCUGCUUGAACCGACAGUAGAAAUGAACACAGUGUAAAGAGUGUUCAGCAGGAAAAUGCAUUUGGGGGAUUUCAGAAGCAAAUUCAUUGGUCUUCUGAAGAAUUAUUAUGAGGACAAAGAUAAAAGCAGUCUCUCCAUUGUGCUGACCUGACAUCUGCAGGGCGUAGAUGACGUCUACUGAGAGCAGCAUGUUUAUCUUUGGUUUUAUGACUUGACACCGGAGUCCUCAAAAGCCACUGCAAACUUUCCCCUUCUGACACCUGGCUACAACACUAACCCUCUUUUUCACUUUCAGAGCUGCAGCACAAGUCUCAUCCUGUAUAUGCUAAAUUUCUUUACAGGCUAAGCUAUUGGGUUUCAUGUUUCUCUAUCAAUUUCUCUGUCAUUAGGGUUUGAUAUUUGUUCCUCCUAUGUGCUGUUUUUUCAAACUCCCCACACUUCAGCACAUGCUGAUUCCUAUCUCAAAAGCCUGGCUAUUCCUCUUAUUCUUCCAGACUGGUAGAAAAGUUUUACUGACAGUAAAACAGAACUCUGAGGGAUCUAUAAUGUAUCUUACUAUUUAUGUGCAAUACCUUUCAUGGCAAAUCUACAACCUUAAAUGACAAAUGCAAGUAUUUAGUAAACUUUAAUAUCUGCUUCAUUUGUUAGUUAUUUUAUCAUCUGAAAGUAUGAUAUCACAGACAUUUAAGUCUUGUGUAUAAUCUAAAUACACCCAUAUAUUUUUAUGACAUCUUAAUAAAUACUUCUGUACUCCUGUAUUGCUUUUAUCAACAUAUCUCUUGGCUGUGUCAUUGUCCCUAGGUACAGUAAUCCACAACUUUCUCACCUUCUUUUUUUAAAAAAGGAUAAUAAAAGAAGUGAUUAAUAGACAAUAAUACCGGCUUUUGUUAGGCUAGGAAAAAGCUGGAUAUUUAAAACAAAUAAACUUAACUCCGUUUUUUUCUAGCUCAUAAAGAAUUCAAACUUUUAAACCAGGGAAAGGGACUAAUAUGACAGGACCCCCCAGGUCACUUGAGCCAAUGCUGACUGCAUCUCAUCAUUGAUGAAGAUGUGAAGGGCUAAGAGUUCAUAUAUUCAGAAUUUUCUGUCUUGCAGUACAGUAUCAGAUAUUAUUAAUGAAUCCUAAAAGCAAAAUUUGAAACUAAUUCGUAAUCAGACUGUAAAUCAGCAUGCAUUUCAGCCCAAGCCUGUUCAUCAAAUUCUUAUUCUGACCUCAGGAAAAUGUUCUGAGAUUAAUUAAACUGGAGAAUUUGCUUAAUCAUUUGCCUAGGCACUCUGCUGAGUAAAAGUGCACUGCUGGCUGGCAGCUCACAUUCUUUCCUAAAGAUCAGAUUUUGGAUUACAGCUUGUUCUAGAAAGAAUUAAUGGUAUAUAGUUUUUUUUCCUGGAUUUUUUUCUGGACUCCUGGAGCCUGACAAUGUUUCAGUUUAAGGCUUUGCUCCCUAAUUCCUUGCAUCAAAGAAUUUACCAAACCAUUGCUGAGAGAAUGAAGACAAUAAGGAUUUUUUUUUCCUCUUCUUAUUUUUAAAGCAAAAUAAUAGUAGGAAACAUAAGCUUAAUGAACACCUCUGUCUGCAACAAAUUAAAUUCAUUCAGAUCAGUAGAAAGGGUGAAGAAAUAAUAAUUAUAAACAAAUGAUAAGUUUUGUUGACUGCCAUUUCUCAACUGAAAGAUAUGUACAGUUCCAAAAUCUACCAUGUCCUCUUCAUUCCUGUGUUAUUUAAUAUGUGGUAUUUGCUUUCCUGAGUCAUUACUAAAAAACAAGUAGUAACUAAAGUUGAUGUGAAUGAAAGUUAUUUUCUUCUGUCUUUGUUUUGCAGAAUUCAAAUGUUUGAUGAUUACAUGUAAGAAGAAACAAUAUGACUAGCUUUAAUCUCUUACACUUUAAUUAACCUGUGGUCAGAAAUAAUGUAUAUUCAAUAUUUCUGGCCAUGCAAAACAGUGUUUAAGGUCUAAUUGAAGUUAUAUUUCAAAUAUUACGGAGGGAUUUUAAGAAGGACUAACCUCAGCUGGAGGACAGCAGUCCGGUAGCAAUCCACGGGCAGUCACACCCGCUCUACUCUAGUUGUUGCUACAUGUCUACCAAAGUGUCUUUCUCUCAGUGGUCUCUACAGGUUGCUAAGGGAUGGCCAGCUUCCAGGGCCAGCACCAGGCCUAGUGACUACUGCCUCCACUCCUCCAUCUUCCAUGGUGCUUCCGCUCUCACUUCAUAAUUCAUACCCUUGGCAGAUGGUUUCUGAGGAAGUCAUAAGAAUUUUUACUCCGAUUUUGUAAAGUGCCUGAGUAUAGGAUAAAAUUCAACUCUAUUCAGGACAGUGCUUUAAAUAGUUUCUUCCAUUAAAAUUAUCCCGCAAGUUUCUGGGAAGCUAGUUUCUCAAAAUUUGUACUCUAUAGAAGUAGAUAAUUUACAGAUUCUAUGUAGGAAUUAUGUCUAUCUAGAACAUCCAGAUCAUUGUAGCAAAACUGACAGUACACACAGUUUAGUAUUUUCCAAAGGUAAUGAUCUGGUUAUGUGAUCUAGUUGCAAGAAAUUUGCACCAGAUGCAAAUUUGUUUGAGAUUGCUACACAAAGGAGGCUCUGCACAGUUAACUAACUUGCCACAAAUUAUGCAAAAUUUCUGAUAUAACAUGGGGUUUGGAAAAGAGCAAAAAAGCAGAACAUAUAGAUGAAGCCUUGAUGCAUUCUGUCAGAAACACACAAAAAGACUCAAAGGAGACUCAGACAUUUAUUUGAGGUUUGGGCAAAUAGACUAAUACACAAAUGUUUUUUUGGCAAAAUGGUGGCCAAAAAUAAUGUGUGAUUAGUAGCUUCUUUAUUCCUGUUUUGAGGAAAGGUAUACGGAUCUUUAUAAAUGACCGAAAAUGUAUUUUAAGAUUCUUCACUUUAUAUUAAUCUAGAUCUCUUUUUGAGAUGAAAGAAACAAAAUUUUUCUUCCACAAUCAAAAAUUAACAGCUUUUCAUUGCGCCCACUCACUGCACAUGAGUCUAUUUCCUUUCACUUUUGUACAACAUGGAGAGCGUUUGCUUAUAGCAGGAGGGGUAAUAUGAUCAACAGAGCUCUCCUUGUCUUUCUUCAAUUGUGUUUACACUGACACUGUUCUGCUGUUUUUCACUUUGCAAUCCUUUUUUCCCCCCCACAAACUAUGACUUUUUUAUUAUGCUAUUUAUAUUGUUUCUUAAUAAACACUCUCUGUGAAAAGAUGUUCUUAAAAGAUCCUAUUCAAUGUGUACUUGAACAUAUGGGUGAAAGGCCUUGCAGAAUUUGUAGAAAUGUGACUGACAAUGUGAUGAUGUUUCAGGCGAUAGGGAACAAGAAAAUAUAUUUGUUGCACACCACUAUUCAGACCUUUUCUUUUAAAGCUUUUGUUAUAACUUUAACUCAUGUAAUCUAGAUGUAAGCUAAGUUUAUGUAUCUAGUGACUCCUCUUGGUGACUGUCCUCCAGAGACAUCCAUCUGGUAGGAGACACAACUUAUUUCCUUACCCAUGGCCCUCAUGGUUUGCC
This is a messenger RNA of Cuculus canorus (common cuckoo), 7631 nucleotides long. RefSeq names its product neuropeptide Y receptor Y1 (gene NPY1R). Bases 654 to 1862 code for a protein of 402 amino acids. Gene Ontology annotation, cellular component: plasma membrane; neuron projection. Lineage: Eukaryota; Metazoa; Chordata; Aves; Cuculiformes; Cuculidae. Gene Ontology annotation, biological process: G protein-coupled receptor signaling pathway. Gene Ontology annotation, molecular function: neuropeptide Y receptor activity; neuropeptide binding. The transcript has 5 exons. The record is from RefSeq and is a predicted model, not a curated record.